AUGAAUAUUGACUCAUAUACUAACAAAGAAAUAGUACAUAAACAAGUAUAUUACGGACAUCCAGGUUUAAAUGGAGAAUCAAGUGAUGAUCAUUUAACUCCAAUACAGAUAUCAUUUCCAACAACAGAAGUAAUAGGACAUGGUUCCUUUGGUGUUGUUUUUACAACAACAAUACAAGAAACUAAUGAAUUAGUUGCAAUUAAAAAGGUUUUACAAGAUAAAAGAUUUAAAAAUAGAGAAUUGGAAAUAAUGAAAUUAUUAAAACAUCCAAACAUAAUUGAUUUAAAAUAUUUUUUUUAUGAAAAAGAUGAACAAAAUGAAGUUUAUUUAAAUUUGAUUUUAGAAUGUAUGCCACAAUCAUUAUAUCAAAGAUUACGUCAUUUUGUACAUCAAAGAGCAUCAAUGCCAAGAUUAGAAAUUAAAUUUUACAUGUAUCAAUUAUUUAAAUCAUUAAAUUAUCUUCAUGAACAUGCUCAUGUUUGUCAUAGAGAUAUUAAACCACAAAAUUUAUUAGUAGAUCCAAAUACUUUAUGUUUAAAACUAUGUGAUUUUGGUAGUGCAAAACAAUUGAAACCAAGUGAACCAAAUGUUUCAUAUAUUUGUUCAAGAUAUUAUAGAGCGCCUGAAUUAAUAUUUGGUGCAACAAAUUAUACUAAUCAAAUUGAUAUUUGGUCAAGUGGUUGCGUUAUGGCAGAAUUAUUAUUAGGUCAACCAAUGUUCCCAGGUGAGAGUGGUAUUGAUCAAUUAGUUGAAAUUAUCAAAAUUUUAGGUACACCAUCAAAGGAUGAAAUUUCAACAAUGAAUCCAAAUUAUAUGGAACAUAAAUUUCCACAAAUUAAGCCAAUACCAUUAAAUAGAGUCUUUAAAAAAGAAGACGAUUUAACUGUUGAUUUCUUAGAUAAUACAUUAAAAUAUAGUCCAUUAGAAAGAUUUACUGCAUUAGAUUGUUUGUUACAUCCUUAUUAUGAUGAAAUUAGAAUAUCAACGGAUUCACAAGUUCAACAAUAUGUUAAAAAUUUAGAUUUACUUAAAUUCGAUCAAGAUAUUGAACAAUCUCAUUUCCCAAGUGAUAAAAUUGAUGAUAUUAGAAAGAAAUUAUGUAUUGAAUAA
This is a messenger RNA of Maudiozyma saulgeensis, 1110 nucleotides long. The record is from the annotation of a GenBank genome assembly. Lineage: Eukaryota; Fungi; Ascomycota; Saccharomycetes; Saccharomycetales; Saccharomycetaceae.